Messenger RNA from Emys orbicularis (European pond turtle), 1019 nucleotides. RefSeq names its product TIMELESS interacting protein (gene TIPIN). The transcript has 8 exons. Gene Ontology annotation, biological process: replication fork arrest; DNA damage response; replication fork processing. Bases 79 to 933 code for a protein of 284 amino acids. Gene Ontology annotation, molecular function: DNA binding. Gene Ontology annotation, cellular component: nucleus; replication fork protection complex. NCBI's taxonomy places the organism in Eukaryota, Metazoa, Chordata, Testudines, Emydidae. The record is from RefSeq and is a predicted model, not a curated record.
CCGCCGGGACGUGGAGGAGGGGCCCGUGCGAGGCCGAGGCUGGGCCCGGCCCUGAGGGGAAAAAGCUUAACUGUGAAGAUGAUAGAUCCACUAGCAAACAACUUGUUUGAUCUUCCUGAGUAUGAUGAUACAGAAGAUGAAACAUUUCCACCUCUUCCACCUCCUUCCUCCCCAGGGAGAGAUGAUGUUGAAGGAGCCCUCACCAAUGAAGAGCAAGAUGGAAAUAAACCAUCUCAAACGAAGGAUUCUACUGUGUCUACACAGAAAGCAAUUAAAAGGCCGAUACCUAAAUUAGAUGCUCAAAGGUUAAUUUCAGAGAGAGGACUUCCAGCCUUGCGACAUGUAUUUGAUAAUGCAAAAUUUAAGGGUAAAGGACAUGAGACAGAGGACUUGAAGACACUUUUAAGACACAUGGAACACUGGGCUCAUAGGCUGUUUCCGAAACUGCAGUUUGAUGAUUUCAUGGAGAGAGUAGAGUCUUUGGGAAAUAAAAAGGAAGUUCAAACCUGCUUAAAGCGAAUUAGACUUGAUCUUCCAAUUUUACAUGAAGAUUUUACAAGUAAUGAAGGCAUUGGAGGGGGAAAUAAUGGGCUCAAAAUGUCUCUUGAAGAAGAAUUCGACCCCUUUUCUCAAAAUGUGAAGGAAGAAUUUGAUUCUCACUCAAGUACUGCCCUAACAGAGGAGCAACAGCGAAGAAUUGAGAGGAACCGGCAACUAGCCUUGGAAAGAAGACAGGCAAAGAUGCAAUUUAACAGUCAGUCACAAGAAAAUGAUCUGUCUGCCACCCAGCCAAAUGAAGAAUUUAAGACAAUUGAGGCUCAGGAUCCAGAUGACCUGACAGAAGUAGAAAUUCAAGCUGCUGAAGCCGAAGUUGCUGAUAUUGAAGCUGUGGACAAAGAUAUACAACUUAAAUGUGCAGAAGAAAUCAAAUAACCUUUCUAAAACAUCAUUGUAUCCAGACAGAAAGACCCAGAUAUCUUAAUGUGCUCAAGUGUCAUUGACUUCUCUUCAACCCCCCC